GGCCAUGACCCUAAAGGUGAAGAAGGUGCUGCACCACGAGAAGAGCCAGUACCAAGAUGUCCUCAUCUUCGAGUCCACCAACUACGGCACCGUCCUAGUUUUGGACAACGUCAUCCAGUGCACUGAGCGGGAUGAGUUCUCCUACCAGGAGAUGAUCACACACUUGGCCCUUAACUCUCACCCUAACCCCAAGAAGGUCCUCGUCAUCGGCGGCGGUGAUGGAGGUGUCCUACGUGAGGUUGUCAAGCACGAGUGCAUUGAGGAGGCUACCCUCUGCGACAUCGACGAGGCCGUCAUCCGCCUCUCCAAGCAAUACCUUCCUGGUAUGGCCGAGGGUUUCAAACACCCUAAGGUGAAGGUCCACGUUGGCGAUGGCUUCAAGUUCUUGAACGAGUACAAGAACGCCUUUGACGUCAUCAUCACCGAUUCGUCGGAUCCGGAAGGCCCCGCCGAGAGCCUGUUCCAGAAGUCUUACUUCCAACUACUACACGAUGCCCUACGCCCUGGCGGCGUUAUCACCACUCAAGCUGAGAACCAAUGGCUUCACCUGCCUCUCAUCGCUAAGCUGAAGAAGGACUGCGGUGAGGUGUUCCCCGUGGCUGAGUACGCGUACACAACCAUCCCGACCUACCCCUCGGGCCAGAUCGGCUUCAUGGUCUGCUGCAAGGAGGAAGGCCGCGACGUCAAGAACCCCGUCCGAUCCUGGUCCCCCGAGGAGGAGAGCAAGCUCUGCAGAUACUACAAUGCGGAGAUCCACAAGGCCAGCUUCGUCCUGCCGACUUUCGCCGCGAAGGCUCUGCAAUAGGUGUGGGGAACGUUGGAUGGGUAGAGGGAACAGUCGGCUUGUGAAAUGAAGCUUACGGGAAAAUCACUGAAUGAGUUAUACGCAUGUAAUAGAUGUCCUAUCUAGACCUAGGGUUAGGACUGGAUAGAUGGCCGGAAAUCAAUAUAUCGGCUUAUGGUCAGAA
Molecule: messenger RNA, 968 nt
Organism: Annulohypoxylon maeteangense
Lineage: Eukaryota; Fungi; Ascomycota; Sordariomycetes; Xylariales; Hypoxylaceae
Product: spermidine synthase
Exons: 3
Coding region: 5-805 (266 amino acids)
Biological process (GO): spermidine biosynthetic process
Cellular component (GO): cytosol
Molecular function (GO): spermidine synthase activity
Source: RefSeq, a predicted model, not a curated record